This is a messenger RNA of Thecamonas trahens ATCC 50062, 6423 nucleotides long. RefSeq lists its product as uncharacterized. Gene Ontology annotation, cellular component: cytoplasm; nucleus. The transcript is spliced from 7 exons. Lineage: Eukaryota; Apusomonadida; Apusomonadidae. The record is from RefSeq and is a predicted model, not a curated record. Bases 1 to 6423 code for a protein of 2140 amino acids.
AUGCUGGUAGGCCUGAGCAACGACGACGACUGGGAGCCACCGCGCGGGUCGACCACGACGACGGCAACAACGUCGCAAAGUCGGCGGUCCGCGCGCAAGUGCCGGCGGAAGCGGGUGUGGGGAUCCGAAGCAGUCGGCGCUGGGCCAAGCUCUGCGAAGAAGAACAAGUCUGUGAUGCCAAAGGUGUCAGAUGCGUUUCGCGCGCGCGACAGGUUGGUGGCCAAGGAGGAGGAGGCCUUAGGACCGCUUGGCGACAAGGAGACCAGCAAGUUUAACAAGCUCAAGAGCGAGUACCACAAGAAUGCUGACAAGUAUGAUGCGGUGACGGUGACAAUCGCGGUUGUUGGUGAGGCGGGGCUGGGUAAGACGACCCUCGUGAACGAGCUCGUGUCGCCGCUUCCACUUCUUGCCAAGGUGGAGAAGUACAAGGUCGAGGAAUAUGAAGUCAGCGACAUCAUCGCCGCGCUCGAAGGCGAAGACCAGACUCUGGAAGAGCUGUACAAGCUUGGGACGGGGCAAGUGGGCAAGUGGCCGCUAAAUGCGGGCGCAGGCGCAACUUCGGUCUCCAAGCUCGUCACGGUCCUCAAGUACCGCGAGGGGUACAACUUUCGACUCGAGUGCUGGGACGGCAACACGCUGCUCGAUUCGCAUGAUGUGAUGCGCGCUGAGUACUACUUGCUGCCGAAGGUGCUAGUUGAGUGGUCGGCCGAAUACGGGGCGCCCGAUGGGCAAGACGCAGAGAAGCGGAUCUUUGUGUUUGGGCCGUGGGCGACUGGCCCCAAAGUGCACGUCGUCGACAUUCCCGGAUUUAUGACUGCAGCCGACGACAACAUGGCGGCGAGCGCGGUGAAGGACGUCGAUGUGGUAAUCCUCGCCUCGAAGCGCGGGGCAAGCGAGGCCAGCAUCGAUAAAGUGGUGAACAUGCUCAUGGCGCACUCGAAGGACCCGUUCUGCGCGCCGGUCUUUGUCAACUACUUUGACGCGAUGGGAAGCGCGCCAGGUGAGGCGAUCGAGCGCCAGGCGCUCGAUCAGUUUGUCCACCACAUCCGCGAUAAGGUCACGGACGAUGCCAUCACAACGACGGCCUAUGCCGCCGACGUCGUGGCGUACCGCCAGGCUCUUGCGGACAAGGCCAUGGUCAUGCCGAACACUGCACUUGUGCUGUACGAUCACACGAUGGCGGGUUUGAAGCAUAAGGGCUUUGGCCAGCUCGACAUGGCGACUUACAACGCUAUGAUCCAGCAGCGGAAGUGGCUCAAUGAGUUCUUCACGCGGCCCAAAGUGUACCAAAAGUAUGUCACGGAGAUGCUCACGGUUGCUGCCAGCCGCAUCGUGGGCGACGCCAUGCGUCCGGCCAUUUCGUACUUGAUCGGCAUCAUGAGCCUCCACAACUUUGAGUGCGGCCGGAGGCAGACGUCCAUCCAGCUUUCGCACGACGGCCAAAAAGAAGCCGAUGCUGCGUUCCUCAAUGCUGAGGUCUCUGACGCCGAUUGGGCCGUUCUCGUGGUGGAGAAACUUCACGAUGACAUGGCCAAAGCCCUCAGCGCCGGAAACGCGACGAUGCUAGUGACCAGGAUCGAGUGCGUCCUCGCGCACUACAUCAUAACGUCGUUCCAGAAGACGCGCCAGGCCAUCAAGUCCAUGACACGCAGGGUGAUUGCUGGAAAGAAGGACACGCCCAGGGACAAGAGCAGCAAGGCGCAGUUCGAGGCGACUUGCGGGGCGAUUGAGAAGACACUGGAGCGCGACCUGGAGCGCCUCAACGUGACACUCGCCCUGGACACCAACGUCGCGCACGAGGUCACGGAUGUCCUCGCGACUUGGACAACUAGCGUCGAGGCUAUGGCGCGACUCAAGUCUAUCGUGAAGUCUGCCAUCGAGGCAUACGUGGCGCCCUUGCGCAACAACCUCAUCAAGUUUGUCGAGAGGUCGCAUCUCCCGCUUGCGGACGCGUGCGAGGCCGCCGCAGAUAUCAACGCGGACAAGCACGCCAAGCCGUGGAAGAGCCUGCGCUCGAUUGAUGAGAGGUUUGCAGCCGACGCCAGCGCCGUCAUGAACAAGUUCGCCACCGAGCGCGACGCGCCUGGCGGCGCCCGCCACAUUGUGUCGGCGGCCGUGACCUCGAUGGCGGUGGCCAUGACCCGCCAGGCCAAGUCAACGGCGCCGCGGCCCGUGCCCAAACUCAAGGUUAAGGUCAAGAUCGAUGCGUCGGCCGAGUUCCUCAUCACCACUCUCGAGUAUGGUAAGAACGCAGAGAGGGUGGCGACGCGGUGCAAGCUCCGCGUGACGACGCCGACGGUGGGCGAGUUUGAGCGCCUCGCCGAGCGCAUCACGCUCGACUCCACUCCAAUCGUCGUCGCUGUGUCCGACACCAGCGAAGCACCCCUCCUGGCCAAGCACGCCAUCGUGUUUCUCGCUCCCAACGCCGAUGCUUUGCAGGGCGUUAAGAGCCUCAUCGCCACGAACGCCAAAACGCAGCUCCUCCUUGACGACGCGUUCUUCGCAGUGAGCGGCCAGGCGACAGCCCACGACGCCGAGGCCCUUGCGGCGUUCCUUGCGGCGUGCGCCGUCGACGAGUGGACGUCGGAAAGUCUGGGCCAGAGCGUGGUGCUCCCAUCGCGGACGACAGCGUUUGGCGCUCUGAUCGACCUUGGCCUCUCUCACAUCGCGCAGGCCCGCGACUCGCGCCUCGGGACCGAGCGGAUCUCGCUCCUCGCCUUCCUCAAGAACGUCAAGCGCCUCGAGGCCGCCAUUCUCUGCGAGGCACGCAAGGCCGGCUCAGCGGCCAUCCGCUCAGACGGGCUUCUGAUCCACAUUAUCCAGAACAAGGCGGCGUUUGCGGAGAACACGACAGCGCACGUCAAAGACCCGCGCUACAUCCUGUCGCUCGACGAGCUGGAGGGCAUCGCACACGCCAUUGCCGACUGCGACGAGCUCGCUCCGGAGUACGCCGACAUCAUGAUCGGUGUCAACCGGGCGCGCUCGGUCUCGGCCAUGGGCCUCGCGUACGCAGUGCGGGGCGCCGCUGGCGUCUCCAAGAACGACGUGUUGAUCCGCGGCAAGCUCAACUCGGGCAUCACCCUUUUCCACGGCCUCAACACCCUCACCGUUGUUCCCACUUGCUCCACCGCCUCGUCACGCUCUGGCAAUGCCGGAAAGGAGACACGCAGUCGGCGCGCCAAGCUCAUCAGCGCCGCCAACGAGAAGCUCGCUGCGCAGGCGCUCGAGCUCCAGUGGUGGACCACUUUUUGCCACAACGACCGUCCUGAUCGGUCAUCGGACACGUCCGACACGCACCAUGGCGCCGCGGCACCCACCACCGUCCCGAUGACGAAGGCCGUGCGUGUCCGUGGCAAGCGCUACUCGUGGACGGUGUUUGAUGGCGAGACAGAGACGACGACCGUGUACUAUGGCCCGGGCACCGUGCCGCUGUCGGACAGUGCUGGCGGCGAGAGCGACGACCGAUUCUGGCCGAUGACGGACGCGCCUGUGGCUCACAUCCAAGUGCCGCACGGGCAUUAUCUUCUGAUCUCCAACCCGGUGGUGAUGGACGUGGCUGGCCGGCCGAUGCGCUCGAGUGAUGGCAAGAUGUAUGCGCUCGAGGAGGGCAAGGUCGCCGUUAUCGUGGCCGGAUCGGAGCGGACUCGGCUCGGAGGCGUUGUGCUCUAUCCCGGUGAGACGCUUCUGACCGAGACGGCCAAGCCGCUGCGCUCGCUUCCGGCUCACGCCGCGCUGCAUGUGCGGAUGAUCGCAGACGGUGCCGAUCCGUUUGACGGCUUCGAACGCUCGGCCGGGGACGAGUUUGUUGUGGUCGGCCCGCGAAGCGAUGUCCGUAGCGAGGACGAUUACUACAACUUGGUGAUUUCGGUGGUUUCGGGUGCGGUCUCGGUGGUGGGGGUGGAGGAACUGCUGGCGGCCGCCGACGGCAGUGGGCAGGUCUUCCCGCCGCUGGCGAGCACGGUGCUGAGUUGGGUGACACCGAUCGACAUUGCGCGCGACGCAGUGGUUCAUCUGCGGGCAGUGGUGGCAGGCAAGGAUGCGACGGGUGUGGUCCGACGGGCUGGCGAGGUGUUCGCGGUCGGGCGGGACGAUCUAGGCUCUGGCGCGGUGGCUUACGUGCCAUACCACGGCGAGGAGCUUGUGCGGGUGGUGUGCAAGCUUGAGCUCGAGGCUAACGAGUGGUGCAUUGUGGCCAACCCGAUGGGCGAGAGCGGGGUGCGGCUGGGCGCGCGCGAGCUGCGGCGCGGCCCGACGAGCUUCUUCCUCCAGCCUGGCGAGGAGCUGGUGGAUCCGCCGGGUGUGGCGAUGACAUACACCAUUGACUAUGGUGAGGCGCUGGUGCUUGAGGCGACCGAACCUUACGAGCCGCAUGCUGGCGAGGAGGCGCACCCCGUGGGUGAGGUGUGGCUCGCCCACGGCCCGCUGGUCGACUACAUUCCACCGUUGGGUGUGCAGGUGCAGGAGGUUCACAGGGCAAUUGACGUGAGCGCGAGUGAGGCUGGCAUCUACGUGGCUACGGCCAAGACCGGUACGAUCCGGCGGAUCACCGCCGAGCGUCUCGGCUCGCCGUUCUACACACUCUCGGCUGACGAAGAGCUCGCUGAGCGCGACGAUGUGGGCGCGACGCCGUACACGACGGCACGGAGCACGCGAUGGGAGGCGGUUUGCCUGCAUUUGCCCGAGGGCGUGGCUGUUGGCGUGCGCAAUGUGGGCACGCAGGCGGUGCGUGUUGAACUCGGCCCGGUGACACUCGCGCUAGAGUACGAAGAGGAACUUGUGCGAGUGGCGCUGCCGACAGCGGCCGACGACGGACGCGGGGCGCAGACCAGCUGCGAGACGUAUCAUGUGAGCUCUGAACUGGGGCCACUGCUGGGCGGUGGGGCAGCGCUGAUGGGCGAGUGGAUGCCGAUGACGACUGCGGAGGGCUGCCGCGUCUUUAUACACCUGGUCUUUGGCUACUCGGUGGUGGUUGACGCGGCGUCUCGCGACGCGCUGCUUGGGCUCUUUGCGGAGCCCGAGUGGGCCGCGAGCCUCCGGCGACAGCUGUGCGGGACUGUCCGGCCGCUGCUCCGGCCGCUUGAGUUCCGCAAGGUAGUGUUUGAUGGCGAGGAACUCAUCCGCGCGGCGCUCGGGCCGUUCCCGUCCACUUUUGCAGUUGUGCCGGGCGUGUGCGUGACGUCUGUCGCCAUCUCGACGUUCCUCGGACAAGAUGGCGAGUCGACGCUUGCGCUCAACACACUUCUUGAGGCGCGAGCUGAGCUGGACUCUGCGCAACGCGUUGCAUGCGAUCUGGAGGCCGAGCGCGAGGCGCAGCGCGAGCAUGCGCGGCAGGCGCUGCGUGCACUCGAGUCGCAGAUUGCUGCCACACGCGAGGAGCUCGAUGAGGAGAUUGUGGCUGCGCGGGCACCGGUCGUCUGGGAUCAUCAGCGGUCAUCAGCGGUCAUCGGGAUGCUUGGUGGCGGUGGUGUCGACGGCGCCAUUCAUCGCGCUGCAGGCCUGGAGCUCCGUGAAGAGUGCGAGCAGCUCGACGGGUGCGAGCCGGGCGACGCCAAGAUCACCCACGGCUACAAACUAGCCGCUCGGCACGUCAUUCACACGGUCGGGCCCAUCGUGUGGACAGAGCUCUGUCGCGAGGACGCCUUUGAGCUUGUCUCGUGUUAUCUCUCCUCCCUCGAGCUGGCAAAGGCCCACGGCUUGACCUCAAUCGCGUUCUGCUGCAUCGCCACCGGUGUAUACGGCUUUCCCAAUGAGCCAGCCGCCCGCUUUGCCGUCCGCGCUGUCCGAGAGUGGAUGGACGCCUCGCCAGAAAACGCCACAGCCUUUGAUCGCAUCGUCUUCUGCGUUUUCAUGGCCAACGACAAGGCUCUGUACGAAGACGCGCUCCUCACCUACUUUCCGCGCGUCGACACAGCGCCCAACUUGGUGCCGGACGCCAAGCCCAAGGCUGGUCUGCCCGACGCGCCUGCCUCCUCGUCAUCGUCGUCCUCGUCCUCGUCCUCCGCUUCCGAAGAGAAACUAUGCUUCGAACCCGAUGCCGACGCCUCUCCGGAGACCAACGAGGACGUUGAUGGCGCAGUACCUGACGGGGCCGAUGUCAUGGACACCGACAUGGGCGCACUGCAGACGGUUGUAACGCCUGGUGGCAAAGCGGUACCGGUGGGCCCUUCAUCCCCGCCUCCACCGCCUCCUCCGCCGGCUGCCAAGUCCACAUCGGCUGCAAAGACGCCGCCGCCGCCGCCGUUUGACCCGUCACAGGCUGGACAAAAGUGCAAACCGGUGCUCAAGCGCGUUCCGCCGCCGCCGGGCUUUUCAUCAUGGAAAAAGUUCAUCAACCGUGUGAUUAAGCCUGACGCCGAGGUGUGCAAGGCUAAGCGGAAGAACGUGCGUCGAACUGGGAAGCAGAGCGAAUGCGUGGUUCAGUGA